AUGCGGGGGGCAGCGAGAGCGGGCGCCCGCGGGCCGGGGCCCUUCCUGGGUCGCGGCGUACCCUGCACAAAGCCCAGGGUGGGCGGAGGCCAAACCUCGGGGACUCCGGCCGCCCUCACUCGCGCUGCCCGGAGAAGGCCGCGCUCCAGGAGUGGCCUCCGUUCUAAAGGCCGGCGAGGAGUGAUGACCACGGGGUCGGAGCGCAGAGUUCUGCCUUGCAGGGACACUGCCCUUCUCCAGGAGAGAAGCCACACGCAGGAAGCCGCAGGGACGGGAGCUGACCCGAAAGCCAUGUCACAGGGCCUGGUGACAUUUGGGGAUGUGGCUGUAGAUUUCUCCCAGGAGGAAUGGGCAUGGCUGAGCACCACACAAAGGACCCUAUACAGGAAGGUGACACUGGAGAACUACAGAAACCUGGCAUCACUGGGACUUUGUGUUUCUAAGCCUGCUGUGAUCUCCUUAUUGGAACAAGGGAAAGAGCCCUGGAUAGUGAAGAGAAAGAUGACAAGAGGUGGGUGCCCAGAUUUGAAUGCUGUGCGGGAGACCAAGGAGUCACCUCUAAAGAAGGACUCCUAUGAAGAAAAGUUAUCCCAGACCAUGCUAACAGACAGUCUCACAAACUGUAGCCUGGAGUACUCUGUGCUGGAGGACAACUGGGAUUAUGGAGCUCUGUUUGAGACACAGCUGGGCUUGACAACCAUCACUGACAUGGCCAUCAUCUUUUCCCAGCAACUAGACCCAACUCAGAAGCAUUUCUGGAAUGUAAUGUGGGAGAACCAUGAUGACCCAGGUUCAGUAGGGUACUGUGUUUCCAAGCCAGCCUUAGUGUCUCUACUGGAGCAAGGGAAGGAGCCCUGGGUGGUGAAAGGACAGCUGGCAGGAGGCCUAUUCUCAGGCCAGCAAUCUGUAUGUGAGAUCAAGGAGUUAUUUCCAAAGCAGGACUCAUAUGAUGAAGGGGUAACAGAUAGAACCUCAAAUGUUAAACUGGAGAGUUCCACUUUCAGAGAAAAUUGGGACUCUGAGUGUAUGUUUGAAAGGAGGCUAGUACAUCAAGAGACACAAUACAGGCAAGAGCCAAGUGCUCAUAACAAAACUUACCCUAAGGAAAGACAGCAUAUGUAUAAUAAAUCUGGAAGAUGGUUCUAUUUGGAAGAUUCAGAAGAGAGAGUUCAUAAUCAUGAUUCAGUUAGAAGUUUCAAAAAAAAUUCAAUUGUAAUAAGGCAAACAGGUAUCUAUGCAGGAAAAAAACUUUUCAAAUGUAAUGAAUGUAAAAAAACUUUUACUCAGAGCUCAUCCCUUACUGUUCAUCAGAGAAUCCACACUGGAGAGAAACCUUAUAAAUGCAAUGACUGUGGAAAGGCCUUUAGCGAUGGCUCAUCCUUUGCACGACAUCAGAGGUGUCACACUGGCAAGAAGCCCUAUGAGUGCAUUGAAUGUGGGAAGGCUUUCAUACAGAACACAUCCCUCAUUCGUCACUGGAGGUACUAUCACACUGGUGAGAAGCCUUUUGAUUGCAUCGAUUGUGGGAAAGCCUUUAGUGACCACAUAGGGCUCAACCAACAUAGGAGAAUUCAUACUGGAGAGAAACCUUACAAAUGUGAUGUGUGUCAUAAAUCAUUUCGAUAUGGCUCAUCCCUCACUGUACAUCAAAGGAUUCACACAGGAGAAAAGCCCUACGAAUGUGAUGUCUGUAGAAAAGCUUUUAGCCAUCACGCAUCACUCACUCAACAUCAAAGAGUACAUUCUGGGGAAAAGCCUUUUAAAUGUAAGGAAUGUGGGAAAGCUUUCAGACAGAACAUACACCUUGCUAGUCAUUUGAGGAUCCAUACUGGGGAGAAACCCUUUGAAUGUGGGGAAUGUGGGAAAUCCUUCAGCAUCAGUUCCCAGCUUGCUACUCAUCAAAGAAUCCAUACUGGAGAGAAGCCCUAUGACUGUAAGGUUUGCAGUAAAGCAUUCACCCAGAAGGCUCACCUUGCACAACAUCAAAAAACUCAUACAGGAGAAAAACCAUAUGAGUGUAAGGAAUGUGGUAAGGCCUUCAGCCAGACUACACACCUCAUUCAACAUCAGCGAGUUCACACUGGGGAGAAACCCUAUAAAUGUAUGGAAUGUGGGAAGGCCUUCGGUGAUAAUUCGUCCUGUACUCAACAUCAGAGGCUUCACACUGGCCAAAGGCCUUAUGAAUGUAUCGAAUGUGGGAAAGCAUUCAAGACAAAAUCAUCCCUUAUUUGUCAUCGAAGAAGUCACACUGGGGAGAAGCCAUACGAAUGUAGUGCGUGUGGCAAAGCCUUUAGUCACCGUCAGUCACUCAGUGUGCACCAAAGAAUUCAUUCUGGAAAGAAACCAUAUGAAUGUAAGGAAUGUAGGAAGACCUUCAUCCAAAUCGGACAUCUUAAUCAACAUAAGAGAGUUCACACUGGAGAAAGAUCCUGUAACUAUAAGAAAAGUAGAAAAGUUUUUCGGCAGACUGCACACUUAGCCCAUCAUCAGCGAAUUCACACUGGGGAGACAUCAACACACCCCCCUUCACCUUCCACAGCAAAUCCCGUGGGCCUAUUUCCCAAAUUUCUCUGGACUCCAUCCUCCCUCCCAUCACCAUAGUCUCCUGGUAUUUCUCCACUCAGCUGCUCCUGAACAUCCCAGCCCCCUGCUCUUUGUCUUGUUUUCAUUCCUUACUAGUUUGUUC
This is a messenger RNA of Otolemur garnettii (small-eared galago), 2686 nucleotides long. RefSeq names its product ZFP28 zinc finger protein (gene ZFP28). Gene Ontology annotation, biological process: regulation of transcription by RNA polymerase II. The record is from RefSeq and is a predicted model, not a curated record. Lineage: Eukaryota; Metazoa; Chordata; Mammalia; Primates; Galagidae. Gene Ontology annotation, molecular function: DNA-binding transcription factor activity; RNA polymerase II cis-regulatory region sequence-specific DNA binding. The coding region runs from base 1 to 2601 and encodes 866 amino acids. The transcript is spliced from 8 exons.